CUCUGUGUGGGAGCAGUGGGUGGGGUGGGAUGAUAAAAGUUGGUGGAAGGCAAUGCUUUCCAAAGCCCAGACCUUGAAGUAGCCCCAGAAGUUGUGGACUUGCCCAAAAUUUGCUCUUCUCUCCUUCAUUAGACAGAUCUGUAGCUCAAUGGGAACCUUUAUUGGUCAUGUGUACCCAGGGCUGUUUCUAAUCUCAUAUGGACUGUGUCAGGCAAUAGUAGUCUCCAAAGCUAUGAUAUUCAAAGACUCUCUCCUGGAUCCUUCAUGCCAUCCUAGGAAUAAGACAAGAUGGGCCCGGCUAUGGAAAAUAUCUUAUGGAGGUUUGCUGAAGAUGUUGGCUGGCUCCAUUUUGAUAGCUUAUGAGAUCAGCUGCAUUAAAGGAGGGUUUAUACUAAUGAACAGAGAACUUCCACCAAGAUUUAUGUACCCCAAAGAGUGGCAGCACCUCACUAUGUUCAUCCUCUUCACCCUCAAUGGCUGUGUAGAUGUCAUGAGCAAGAACUUGCUACCUCAGAGGUGUGUGGUCCUGAAAGGUACCCUGGUCCUGACCUUCUAUGUGCUCCUGCUGCUGUUGAUGUCACACGUCCAGGACUCAACCGGGAUAGAGCUUCAGAUUCAUUAUCUGCUCAUCGUGGUGGUGUUCCUGUUGAUGCUGGUGUUGACCAUAGAGCUGUGGACUCCUGACACAUUUCACCUCUUGCUGAUUGAGACUUUUCUGUUUCUGACGAUGGGCUCCUGGCUGAUACAGGGGGGCUUUAUUCUGUACAGACCAGUCACUGGCUACCCAUGGCAGGAUGAUGACAUCAGUGACAUCAUGUUUAUCACCACCUUCUGGCAUGUGAUAUGGAAUCUCUUUGAAUUGCUUUGGCAUCAUUGUUACCGUCCCAGCUUGAAGCUGAUGGAAUCCAAAGAAGCUCCACAUCACAAGGGCACUAUAGGACCCCUCUACAAAUUGCUGCGGGAAGUGGAACAGUCAGAGAAAGAUGACCAGGCUCCUCUCCUUUCAAAGAGCUCUCCCUGA
Puma concolor (puma) is the source of this 1021-nucleotide messenger RNA. The record is from RefSeq and is a predicted model, not a curated record. NCBI's taxonomy places the organism in Eukaryota, Metazoa, Chordata, Mammalia, Carnivora, Felidae.